CAUGAUGGAUCCAUUUGCUGAUAAUAAUCAUUCAAUGCAAAUAUCGGAAGACACAACUUCUCCAGCUUUAGGGAGAUUGGAACUACCUGGGGUUGUAAGAGAAUUAUCUAACAUACAUAAAGGACAGACUUGGAAAUUAAGAAACCAGAAGCAGACAUCGGAGAACUUGAAGGUCCAGUUGGAACAAGCGAAAGAGAACUAUGAUACCAACCUUAGAGUUUUGUCAGAAUUGACUCAACAACUCAAUCAGUGUGAAACGCAAAAGAAGUUACAAGAAUGCACCAAACUGGAGAAAGACAUUUCAGAACUUUUGAAAAUGUGCCAAAAUGUACAAAUGGCAACGAUAUUUCAAACCAAAUUUGUUGCAGAUGAAAAAGAGCUAAUUAAAAGAAGUCAGAAAUUGAUGCAAGAACAUAAACUGAAGGCAAACAAAUUAUGGUGCAACCAGGAAGAUGAACUAAACUUAGAGAAGCAGAAGUUGCUGGUUCAAUCUCUGAAAGAGAAAUGGAAAGAGAUAGAAGCCAGAGAAGACACAGAUGCUGUACUAAGUGGGCUGGCAGUGAAAGAAAAGGAAGAAGAAUGUGAUGCACUGAAAGAAGCAGCAGAGAAGAAAGUAAUAGAAAGUCAAGAGAUCAAAAGUCAAGUGGAAGAACUGAAAAAAGAACUCCAACAACUUGAACUCUCAAUAAGUGUUUUACAUAAACGUAACAAAGCCCAGUUAAUAAGACUGAAGAAGCAAUUCAAUGUAAUGAAGAACCAGAAUGCAAACCUCAAAGAACAAGAAUCUCUGUUAAACAAACAGAUUAUUGAUAUGCAACAAGGGAUGUGUGUGAAGAAAGAGAACCUUAACAUGUAAUAUAUAGGAAGAUGGUUGAAAAAAUUUAGACACAGACAUGGCUGUAUGGUUAAGAAGUUUUCUGCAGGCCAUGUGGUUUGGGGUUUGGUCCCACCUUCUGUGUUAAGCUUUAGAUAAACAAUACUUUCUGAGUGAAAUUUGGUACAUGAAAACUGUUCAGAAGCCUGCCAUAUAAUAACAACAACAAUAAUAAUAA
Molecule: messenger RNA, 1052 nt
Organism: Octopus sinensis (East Asian common octopus)
Lineage: Eukaryota; Metazoa; Mollusca; Cephalopoda; Octopoda; Octopodidae
Product: synaptonemal complex protein 1-like
Exons: 11
Coding region: 2-856 (284 amino acids)
Source: RefSeq, a predicted model, not a curated record